GGGUAGCUGCGCCAGCAUGCGUAGGCAGCAAGGUAAGGUAAACCAGGGUUCUUCUGACCAUGCCGCUAUUUGUAACUGGUCAUAAAAGGAGAGUGAGCGGGCGCUUCAUUUCUCUUCGCUUUUCCGGGCUCUCUGCAGGCGCGCCCCCGAGGCGAGGCGACUUCUCGGAACUGGGAGCUCCCGAGCCCCGGCGGCGCGCACGGGCCGGCCCGGAGCGCGCACGGGGCUGCGCUCACGAACCCAUUGGCCCAGCGCGCCGCCUCAUCCCACAAUGCAGCGCAUGGCGCGUCAUUGAAGAGAGACCAUGAUGGCGGCGGCUGGUGCCUCAGAAGUGAUUUCACAGCUGGAGAGCGCUGCGAAAGUUUUAAUGGUGAGAGGGGAGAGAGGGGGGUGCCUCCGCUCGCGUUUCCCGGUGCUGCGUGGGCUUCGGUUACCUUGGAGGGGCCGAGCGCCGAGAAAAAGCGACGCCCCGGCUGCCCUGUGCGGCGGCUUGUUUGGAUCGCCCUGGUGUUUAGUGUUCUUGCUUGCAGUGUCUGACCCGCAGACUGGUGGCGUUUGGUUUCCGCAGCAGACGCUGGCCUGCUCCAUUCUGACGGCGCUGCUGAGCGAGUUUUCCAGCUCCAGUAAAACGAGCAACAUUGGGCUCAGCAUGGAGUUCCACGGCAGCUGCAAGCGUGUUUUCCAGGAGGAGGACCUGCGGCAGAUCUUCGUGCUGACGGUGGAGGUGCUGCAGGAGUUCAGCCUGAGAGAGAACCUCAGUGCUCAGAUGUCCUCGGUGUUCCAGCGCUACCUUGCUUUAGCCAACCAGGUCCUCAGCUGGAACUUCCUCCCGCCCAACCAUAUCCUUUCCAAAGAUCAAACCAGCAAGGUGGACUACGUCCUUUUCCAGGCGGCCACAGCGAUCAUGGAGGCGGUGGUCCGAGAGUGGAUUCUCCUAGAGAAGAGCAGCAUUGAGUCGCUGCGCACAUUCCUGCUCACCUACGUCUUGCAGAGGCCCAACCUCCCCCUGCCGCGGGACGGCGUGGCUAAUCCUGAGCCUCAGAGCCUCUGCGCUGCGGAGGACGAGCGCGGCAGGGAGCCCGGAGUGCACAGUAAGAUCCGCGAGGACUCGGACAUGGCGCAGGACUCACUGCAGUGCCUGGCACAGCUGGCAUCCAUGCACGGCCCGGUCUUCCCCGACGAGACGGCGCAGGUGAACUACCUGGCGCACCUGGUGGAGGGAUUGCUCAACAUGAUCAACGGUAUUGAAAUUGAAGAUUCGGAAGCAGUGGGAAUUUCCAACAUCAUUAGCAACUUGAUCACGAUGUUCCCGCGUAGCAACCUAACGGCCCUCCCCAACGACCUCUUCACCUCCUUCGUGAACUGCCUCACUCACCUCACCUGCUCCUUCGGCCGGAGCGCCGCCCUGGAGGAAGUGCUGGACAAGGACGACAUGGUGUACAUGGAGGCCUACGACAAGUUGCUGGAGUCCUGGCUGACCCUGGUGCAGGACGACAAGCAUUUCCACAAGGGCUGCUUCGUGCAGCCCGCUGUGCAGGUCUUCAACUCCUACAUCCAGUGUCACCUGGCUGCGCCCGACGGCACCCGCAACCUGACCGCUAACGGAGUGGCCUCGCACGAAGAAGACGAAAUUAACGAGCUGCAGGAAGACGACCGGGAAUUGUUCUCCGACCAGCUGGCCAGUAUAGGCAUGCUGGGUCGAAUAGCUGCUGACCACUGCAUCCCUCUCCUCACCAGUCUGUUAGAAGACCGGGUCACCAGGCUCCACGGACAGCUCCAGCGGCACCAGCAGCACCUGCUGGCGUCCCCAGGGUCGGGCUCUGUGGACAGGAAGGUGCUGGACGACCUCUACGAAGACAUCCACUGGUUAAUCUUAGUCACAGGCUACCUCUUAGCAGAUGACGCUCAGGGAGAGACCCCUCUGAUCCCCUCGGAGGUAAUGGAGUUCUCCAUCAAGCACUCGUCCGAAGUGGACAUCAACACCACCCUGCAGGUCCUGGGCUCUCCUGGGGAGAAGGCCUCCUCCAUUCCUGGCUGCAACCGGACGGACUCGGUGAUCAGGCUGCUCUCCGCCGUCUUGAGAGCUUCAGAAGUGGAAUCCCGAGCUACGAGAGCCAACCUUACCGAGCUGCUGAGCCCACAGAUGGGCAAGGACAUCGUCUGGUUCCUGAAGCGCUGGGCGAAGACGUACCUCCUGGUGGACGACAAGCUGUAUAACCAGAUAAGCAUACCGCUCAGCACGGCCUUUGGGGCAGACACUGAAGGCGCACAGUGGAUCGUGGGAUACCUGCUGGAGAAGGUGAUCAAUAACCUGUCGGUGUGGAGCUCGGAGGCUGAACUGGCCAACGACACUGUGGAGCUGCUGGUUACGCUGGUGGAGCGAAGGGAAAGGGCCAACAUUGUGAUCCAGUGUGAGAACUGGUGGAACCUGGCGAAGCAGUUCGCCAGCCGCAGCCCCCCCCUGCACUUCCUGUCCAGCUCGGUGCAGAGGACGCUGAUGAAGGCCCUGGUGUUGGGCGGCUUCGCCCACAUGGACUCGGACACCAAGCAGCAGUACUGGACGGAGGUCCUGCAGCCGCUUCAGCAGCGAUUCCUGAAUGUGAUCAACCAGGAGAACUUCCAGCAGAUCUGUCAGGAGGAGGAGGUGAAGCAGGAGAUCAUCGCGACGCUGGAGGCGCUGUGUGGCAUCGCCGAGGCCACGCAGAUCGACAAUGUGGUCGUCCUCUUCAACUUCCUCAUGGACUUCCUCAACAACUGCAUCGGCCUCAUGGAGGUGUACAAGAACACCCCCGAGACCGUCAACCUCAUCAUAGAGGUUUUUGUUGAAGUUGCACACAAACAGAUCUGUUACCUGGGAGAGUCAAAGUCGAUGAAGCUGUACGAAGCCUGCCUGACCCUGCUGCAGGUCUACUCCAAGAACAACCUGGGCCGGAAGAGGGUGGAUGUGACUGCCGAGGAGGACCAGUACCAGGAUCUGCUUCUCAUCAUGGAGCUGCUGACAAACCUGCUGUCCAAAGAGUUCAUCGACUUCAGUGAUACUGAUGAAGUGUUUCGAGGGCAGGAGCAAGGCCAAGGGGCAAACCGGUCGGUCUCUGCUGCAGACGUGGUCCUGUAUGGUGUCAACAUUGUGCUGCCUCUCAUGUCUCAAGACCUGCUGAAAUUUCCGUCACUUUGUAAUCAGUACUAUAAGCUCAUCACCUUCAUCUGUGAAAUUUUCCCUGAGAAAAUCCCGCAGCUCCCUGAAGACCUGUUCAAGAGCCUGAUGUACUCUCUGGAGCUUGGCAUGACCUCGAUGAGCUCUGAGGUCAGCCAGCUGUGUCUAGAGGCUUUGACUCCUCUGGCAGAGCAGUGUGCCAAAUCACAGGAGACUGACGCGCCCCUGUUCAUCGCCACCCGGCACUUCCUAAAGCUCGUCUUUGACAUGUUAGUGCUGCAGAAACACAACACUGAAAUGACUGUAGCAGCAGGAGAAGCUCUGUAUACGCUAGUAUGUUUGCAUCAGGCGGAGUACUCAGAGCUGGUGGAGUCACUGCUUUCCAGCCAGCAGGAUGCCGUCAUAUACCAGAGGCUUGCGGACGCCUUCAACAAGCUCACGGCCAGCAGCACACCCCCCACUAUGGACCGCAAGCAAAAGGUGGCCUUCCUCAAGAGCCUGGAGGAGUUCGUGGCCAACGUCGGGGGGCUGCUGUGCGUCAAAUAGCCGCUGCCCUCCCCCCCCGCCCCCCCCCCCGGAGCUUCACCUCGCCAAACCUCAGUGAAAUUUGCACUGUUGGGCAAGAGACUGUUGGCGCUCGCUGAAUUCCGUCGGCUGCAGGCGGUGUGCGUCCGCGGCCCCGUCUGAAGCAGUGUACCGUGCAGCGUGGUCGAAAAAUAGGGUGAACAAGCAUUCAACUUUUCUUUUUAAAAUCCAGUCACCUGUUUGCUUUGCCGGUGAACGGUUGUAAUGGUUGCGACGUGGGACAGGACAGGCGAGGAUUCCCCGUAGAGUGCCUUUAUUUUUUUAUUUAUUUUUUUCGGAACCAGCCAUCUUGAUGGCCCGGGUGAAGAUUGUCUUAAGGCGGUGAACCCUGCGCGUUCGGGCCGGCGCCGAGGCGUGUCAGGCAGGCAGAGCGGCGUGCCGGCAUCAGCCCCCUCAAGUCUCCUUCCUCCUUCCGGUCACAGAGAGCCUUCGAACCCGUGAAGCUGGCGGACAAGAAACCAAAUCACUUUCUUUUUUUUUUUUGUUGUUGUUGUUGUUGGUGUUGUUGUUGUUGUUCUUCACUAAGGUUGUAAAAAUAUUUUCAGGAAGAAGAAGUGUAAAAAGAUAAAAAAUCUAUAAGAUAAUCAACAACUUUUUUUUUUUUACUGUCGUUCUGCCUGGCGGAAGAGGUGUGGUUUUUAUGUUCAGCCUUCCCACAAAACCCAGGAAGCGCAGCGGCUGAGGCCUUGCCUGCUACAGAUGCAGCCCCCUCCUGCUGCUGCUUCCACCAGGACGCUCCUCUGCAGCGGAAGAGGCUUCGUGGGAAAUGGACACUGACGUUGCUCUGCAGUUCAAGGACACAAGAUGCAAACGGAAAACCCCUUUACUGCUGGGAUUGAAGCCAUACAGGGGCCACUGAAGCAUAUACUCUAGUUUAUUUUUCUAUCAGCCCCCCCCACCCCCCCCCCCCAAGUCCGAGCAGAACUGAAGUCCACAUUGCUUUAGCAAUAACAAACCAAAGGGGUCAGCUGCUUCAGAGCCUGCGUCCGUUUUAAUUAGGGCAUUAGAGAUUUCCCUGUUUUUAAAAUACCCGAUUAAUUUUUAGAGAACUUGUGUUAAUUUCGGAAUGCUUAAAAAAUGUAAAAGUGUAUAUAAACUUAUUAUAUAAAUUUUCUGAGUGUGGUUUUUCUGUUAGGUCUGCCUUUGUGUUUUCAGUUGUAUAUACGUCUCGGACAGGGACAGUGGGAUACAGGACUUGCACAGACUUCUUCUGUUUUCUUCUCGGCCGUUGAGGAAGGUGGUGGCGUUCAAUAUUGUAAUAGAGAGCAUCAUUAUAGGAACCGUAAUUUCCCUGGACAGGAUUAACGUAACCAUAUUUGGAAUCAUCUUUAUUAUUUCAAACAAAGGAGUGGAAAGUUCCCUUGCACUUCAAGAGAGUGCUUUAAAUCCGUAGAUGAAGAUUCGUUCUGCGCUCCACGGCCGGGUUUUUUUCUGAUUUUGAGUUCAAAACAUAACAUCGAAUAAAAUGUACAUGGGCUUAUUUAGAAAUUGAAUUUAUUUCUCUGUUGAGCGCAAUCUAUACUUUAAACAAAUGCAUACUGCAACAGGGUCGGGGAGCCACGUU
Messenger RNA from Lepisosteus oculatus (spotted gar), 5303 nucleotides. Lineage: Eukaryota; Metazoa; Chordata; Actinopteri; Semionotiformes; Lepisosteidae. The record is from RefSeq and is a predicted model, not a curated record.